Messenger RNA from Penicillium cosmopolitanum, 375 nucleotides. RefSeq lists its product as uncharacterized. The record is from RefSeq and is a predicted model, not a curated record. The transcript has 2 exons. The coding region runs from base 1 to 375 and encodes 124 amino acids. NCBI's taxonomy places the organism in Eukaryota, Fungi, Ascomycota, Eurotiomycetes, Eurotiales, Aspergillaceae.
AUGCCUCAAUCUUCGACAAGUGGUGGUCGUCACGACUCUAAGGUCGCUGAUAGACUCGAUGCUCAAAACAGCAACGCUAAAAGUCACGGAAGCCCAUCAGAAGCAAACUCAGAAUCUCAGCAGCAUCAACGCAAUGGCGGUGCCUCCGGCAACACUGACAGCCCUCGCAAUAGAGAGCAGAGACCAGAUUCGAUGAAUAAUGGGGACCGCCGCGAAGACAUUGCCGCAAGUAAUCGGUUCAUGCCUCAAUCUGGAAAACCGGCGGGAAUUUAUAACACCCAAGAAGAGAAAGACGACCAGCAUCGCGAAGAUAUUGCUGCCAGCAAUCGCUUCAUGCCCCAGGCUGGGAAACCUACAGGGACAUCGUCACUAUGA